AACACGCGUCCUUCGCUGGAUGUGUACUCACAUAUUCCUACCUCCAUUCGUAUAGUUAGUCAACUUUUGGUGGCUAAUACGCGCAGUUGGUCCCGCGGACAGUUCGGAGCGCAUUCAAAUGGCGGCAAAUCGGGAAUUUUUCAAUGAGAUUAUCAAUAAUAUUGAUGAUAUAUUCGGUCAGUCGCAGCCGGUUACUUUUCAGGGCAAUCCCAUCUUUAAAACGGAACAGGGCAAAUAUCUGGCGGAUUCGCUGGCCGAUCCCUUGAUUAAGGCCUUGACGGAAAUAGCCAAUAAACGGCCCAAGGAUCCCGUCGCCUAUCUAACCGGUUAUCUGCAGCAAUUCAUGGGCCAGCGCAAGCCCAUUACUGAGGCCGUCGUCCACUCGGGCAGCAGCAAGACCAGCAACAACUCCACAGCGAUAGCCAGCUCCGUCUCAAAGGUUAGCAGCAGUCGUACGGGCAAACCCCAUGCGGACAUCAUUGAGCUGGACGCACGCUCACUAGCCGAGCAGCAGGAGGACGAUGAGGACGCCGCAUUGGCUGUGCAGCACUUGGAGGAGCGCGAUGAGCAUGGCCAGAGCAUGUUGCACUUUGCCUGCGCUCGCUCGCAUCGGCGUGGCGCGCUCUACACGCUCAUCGAGGAAUCGCGCAUUGAUGUCACCUACAGGGACGAGCUCUAUCGCACGGCUAGAGACGUGGCUCUGCAGGCGAAUCAGCCAAAUAAUGCCGCCGAAAUCGAUCGCUAUGUGCUCGCUCAGGCAGUGCUGGGUGAUGUGGAACCCUUUGAACAGCUGGCACUUCAGGGUUACGAUCACAUUUUGGAUGUGGAAGAUGAGAACGGCAAGUCCAUUGUGGACGUGGCCGCAGAGCGUCGGCAUGAGGCACUCGUUGGAUUUUUGAAUAGUCUGCGCGUGCUGGAAGAGACACGCGAGGAGCUGCAUCAAAUGAUCCGGGACAAGAAUAUGGAACGACUCAAAGAGCUGACUGCAGUGCCCAACGCCAAGUGGCUUAUUAAGACCAAAAACUAUUAUGGUCGCACCGCACUGCACAUAGCCGUGCUGAAGGAAUCCGAGGAAAUGGUACAGCACUUGGUGCAGCUUUGUCCCGAGGCGCUCAAGGUGACGGAUAAUCUGGAACGCACCGUCUUGCACUACGCACUGGGCACCAAUUUCUGUGAAAGCGUCAGCCGUAUUCUCAUUCAAAAUGGCGCCAAGCGCACGGCAAAGGACCUGAAGGGUAGACAGCCGAGCUACUACUUCAUCAACAAGGCGGACAUACUGCGCCUGCAGGAGGAGGAGGAGGAAAGUCGCUGAGCAAUAUUUACAUAUAGAAGUCAUUUAGCUUUAAGUUGUUCUAGUUAAAUAAAAAAGUUUAGCAACAAUUGCCUUUAUAAACGAUUUAAGCAAACAAA
Drosophila virilis is the source of this 1410-nucleotide messenger RNA. RefSeq names its product serine/threonine-protein phosphatase 6 regulatory ankyrin repeat subunit B. The record is from RefSeq and is a predicted model, not a curated record. Gene Ontology annotation, molecular function: protein binding. NCBI's taxonomy places the organism in Eukaryota, Metazoa, Arthropoda, Insecta, Diptera, Drosophilidae.